Messenger RNA from Nymphalis io (European peacock), 2593 nucleotides. RefSeq lists its product as uncharacterized. Gene Ontology annotation, biological process: monocarboxylic acid transport. The record is from RefSeq and is a predicted model, not a curated record. The coding region runs from base 312 to 2099 and encodes 595 amino acids. Gene Ontology annotation, molecular function: monocarboxylic acid transmembrane transporter activity. Lineage: Eukaryota; Metazoa; Arthropoda; Insecta; Lepidoptera; Nymphalidae. The transcript has 5 exons.
GCCCCGCGCUGCCGGCGCACGAGCCGCCCGCCGACCUGCACAGGGACGCUCGGUCGGUGAGCCUGCGCGUACGCGGCGGAAACGAGUAUCGCCUGCGCCGCCGAUGUCUAUGCGACCUCCUUCCCUCCUUCGUCCUUACCGACGACUCGAGUGCUAUAAGAGGGAAAUAGAUGUGAGGCGGUGAAUUCGAAAAUUAUUUAGAGCACUAGAUUACAAGAAGUGAUAAUGAUAAGAUAACACGUCCAUAUCUAGUACAUAACUCAUUGAUCAGCUCGUUUUAGUCAUGAAGUUAUUGUUUAUUUCCUAAGAAUAUGGAGGAUCCACAGAAUGGAAACACCCAAAGGGAAAGUGGUGAAAAUAGAGUGGAAGAUCUGUAUUUAGACAGAGUAGUAGCUUCACAACCAGAAAUAGGACCAACCCCUCCAGAUGGGGGAUAUGGUUGGCUGAUUGUCUUCUCAGCGAUAGUGUAUCAUAUAACUGUACCUACAAUAUUAAUUUUAUAUGGAUUGAUAAUUUUAAAAUCGAUACGAGAGGAAGAUCAUGAAGAAGGUGAAAAAAUGAAAAUAUGGGACGUUGAUGUAGCUCUUAUGCCAGUUAUUAUGGUAGUGAUUAGGCUACUUCUAGAAUCAUGGUGCAGAGCUGUUGUGAAAAUUUUCAAUAUGCCAAGAUUUACAGCAUUAGCUGGCUUGUGUCUGACGGUAGCUGGCGUACUGUUGUCAAGUUACUCUACAAGCGCAUACCGUAAUAACCACAUUGUAAACAUAUUUUCGGGAAUAUUUGCUGGUGCAGGAUGCGCUUUAACUGGUCAGCAAACAGAUGUCAUCAUCACUCACUAUUUCAGAGACAAACUUACUAUUGCGCAAAGACUCGUACGCAUGGCACCUUCGCUUGGAAAUGUAUUAACGUGCCUCCUGGUCGGUUAUCUCUGCACUAUCUACACAAGUGAUAUAGUAGUUAUGAUCUACGGAGCUAUACUUAUGCAAAACUGUCUUUUCCUAGCCGCUUAUACCCGUCCAAUAUAUAUCGAAAGAGUCAUUCGAACAACUUAUAACAUGCUCCGAGCUGUUGAAGAUGAUGACGAAAUUAUAUUUUCAAAUCAGAAUCCUAAUCAAAGACCGACAGAAAUACGGAAUGCAAAUAGAACUCCAACUACGGUAGCCGAAAAUGUUGUUUCGACUCAAGACGAAGAAACCGACGUUGUCGUCUUCAAAUCGAGACGUGGUGCAAAAGAAAUACUCGACCCAGAAGUGCGAGAUAGAGAAAAUAACACACAAGCGCGAUUUUCGUCGGAUUUCAGUGCAAUGUACGAGGGUCCUUCGUCUAACCGGUUUUCGUCCGAUUUUGGAGCUCUUGACGUAUCAAGUUAUAGUCGGAUAAGCGGUUACCAGGAAUUGGAGAACAUCGACAGAGAUGGGCAAAAUCCUCAGCCUCUCUACAGGGAAACUACAGUUAAUGCUCCUUCAAAUAGUCUGGUCUUCACGUCAGAUAUAACUCCAGGAACAGCAAGAAGAACAGCUUCCUUGAAAAAGAACUUUAUAACGGUCAUAAAUAUGUUACUUGACCUGAACUUCUACUUGUACACAUUGUUACAUUUGUGCACUACUUUUUCCAUACUUAUAUUAGGUUUAGUGUUUCCUGCGAUGUUGUGGGAAUUAAAUCCAUCGAUGAACAUUUGGUCGGUUGCAACGGCGACAGCGGUAGCUCACGGGGCCGCCCUGAUGUUUAUAAUGCUGUGCAUUGCAUUACCGAAAAACAUAAAUGAAAAGGCGCGAUUGUGCGCUACUUUCUGCGUUUGUGGCGCUAUCGGCUUUUAUGGCAUAACUCUUUCAAUAAACAAAAGCUUCCUGACUGUUUGGUGCAUGUUCGCAAGUUUUUCAACAGCAGCAUCAAGCGUCCUCCAACAACCGCUUUACAACGCGCUCAACGAAUUUGACACGACUGCCACUAUGACUACAGCUAACGCCAUCGUCGCCAUCGUUAUAAUGGUGUGGUCACUUGUAUAUAAUUACGAAUAUAAAACUUGUUUCUUUAUUGCCAGCCUGUUACAGACUGGUACGGCGUGUGUUUUCUUUGCAGCGUCGUUCAGAAGACGGAGAUAGUACGCCAAUUUAAAUAAUGAACUGAAUUAUUUAUGUUACAUAUACAUAAUCGAUAUUGAAUGGUUGUUUAAAAAAAAUCUAUAUAAUGACAACCUUCUUCUACUUAAAUUUCAACAAAAAUAUGUUUUCUAUGAAAUUCAGUCAUUGGUCCGAUAAUUAAAAAGAUCAAUUACUAUAAAAAUCUAAGGUUACCUACCUUAAUUUCCCCAUUGGAAUCCGCUGUCAAAGUGAAAUUUUUAAUUUAAUACUUGGCGCCAUUUUUUUAACUUUUAAUUCAAUUUCAAUAAAUUUCUUUUCUAUAUAAAUAAUAUAACACGCGCCAAAAGUAUAGUUUUCGUAUAUUGUCAUAUUUAGUCAUAAAUGGCGUAGUACAAAUGAAACAAAAUCACGAUUUUUUUUAUUUAUUGUAUAAGAGAUCAUUGCUUACAUUAAGUAUACGAAUGAAAUACGUUAUAAUACAUAUUAGAAUAUAAGUAAAAUUUUAGUAAAUAAUU